Messenger RNA from Austrofundulus limnaeus, 3351 nucleotides. It is a transcript of the gene ankrd44, whose product is annotated as ankyrin repeat domain 44. The record is from RefSeq and is a predicted model, not a curated record. Gene Ontology annotation, molecular function: protein binding. Lineage: Eukaryota; Metazoa; Chordata; Actinopteri; Cyprinodontiformes; Rivulidae.
CUGCUGGAAUGAUGCUCUGCAAGCUUCGUCUCCACUUCUGCAUCUGAAAGGAGGAGAAAAGCCGCGACUUCCUGUGUGAUCUGGUUCAGCUGACUUCAGCGUGGUWUCUGACUCUUCACCGAGAAGAACAGAGGAUUCUGAUGGUGCCGGAGGGGUCGUAGCUACCAGGGUCCCCCGAGCAAGAAGCGGCCAUAAAUGUCGAUUGUUUACAUUAGUGGAUCAAGCCUUCCUCGUUCCCCCGCCUCCCAGCGGCUCCGCGCGUCCGCCUCGCAGCGUCGCCGCAGAUAGCGCCAGUGGAGCGGGGCUGAUGGCCGCGGUCCUCGGCCCGGCCUUCAUCAGCAGCAGCAGCAGCGGUAUCUGUGCAUCUUAACGACCCACACGGUUCUUGAUCUGGGAGGAAGUGUAGACGAGACGGGGCGCAGGGUCGCACGGUGCAUGAAUGUGCUGGUCCCGGAGCUGACCCGGAGAUGGCUGUUCUGAAGCUGGCUGACCAGCCUCCUCUGAUCCAGGCGAUCUUCAGCGGAGACCCUGAGGAGAUCCGUAUGCUCAUCUACAAGUCUGAAGACAUCAAUGCUCUGGAUGCAGAGAAGCGCACCCCCCUGCAUGCAGCAGCCUUCCUGGGUGAUGCAGAGAUCACAGAAAUCCUCAUCCUCUCUGGGGCCCGGGUCAAUGCCAAAGACAACAUGUGGCUCACUCCUCUGCAUCGGGCUGUGGCGUCCCGGAGCGAGGACGCUGUGCGAGUGUUGAUCCGUCACUCAGCAGACGUGAAUGCACGAGACAAGAACUGGCAGACGCCGUUGCACGUUGCCGCAGCAAACAACGCACUGCGAUGCGCUGAGCUCAUCAUCCCAAUGCUGAGCAGCGUGAACGUGUCGGACCGCGGCGGCCGAACCGCCCUGCACCACGCUGCUCUCAACGGCCACACCGAGAUGGUGAACCUUCUGCUGGCUAAAGGAGCGAACAUCAACGCCUUCGAUAAGAAGGACGGCCGAGCGCUGCAUUGGGCUGCUUUCAUGGGUCACCUGGAUGUAGUGCGCCUGCUGGUCAGUCAGGGUGCAGAGAUCAGCUGUAAGGACAAACGGGGGUACACUCCACUCCACGCAGCAGCCUCCAGCGGGCAGAUCACCGUGGUUAAACAUUUUCUCAACCUGGGGGUGGAGAUCGACGAGCCCAACGCGUUUGGGAACACAGCGCUUCACGUGGCCUGCUUUAACGGUCAGGAUGCGGUCGUCAGCGAGCUGAUCGAUUACGGUGCCAAUGUCAGCCAACCCAACAAUAAAGGGUUCACCCCGCUGCACUUCGCUGCUGCCUCCACACACGGAGCGCUCUGUCUGGAGUUCCUGGUCAACAACGGGGCUGAUGUCAACGUUCAGUAACGUGGACUGUGUCAAACUACUUCUGAGUAGUGGAGGAGAGCACAACAGGAGAGACAAAUGUGGCAGGACUCCUCUUCAUUACGCCGCUGCCAGUCGUCACUAUCAGUGUCUUGAGACUCUGGUGGCUUGUGGCACAGAUCUGAACGCGACGGAUCAGUGGGGGCGAUCCGCCCUGCACUACGCUGCAGCCUCAGACCUGGAGAGGAGGCGCCGUGUUGCUCUGGAGCCUGAGAGUGAAGGAGUCCAGGCUGAGAGAGAGAAGGAGGCGGCUCUAUGUUUAGACUUCCUGCUUCAGAGCGGAGCCACGGCCUCACUGAAAGACAAGCAGGGCUACAGUCCUGUUCACUAUGCUGCAGCCUUCGGACACAGGCACUGUCUGGAACUGCUUUUGAACAGAGAUGACUGUCAUGAUGAAGAUUCAGAGUCUUCCAAAGCCAGGAGCCCCCUGCACCUCGCUGCGUACCAUGGCCACGCUCAGGCUCUGGAGGUACUGCUGCAGGGUCACAAAGAGGUGGACCAGGGGGACGAAGCAGGGCGGACCCCUCUGGCCCUGGCAGCCCUGCGGGGUCACAGCGAUUGUGUCCACACACUUCUCCAGCAGGGGGCGUCRUCGCACUCCGUGGAUGCGCAGUAUGGACGCACACCUGUACACGUGGCAGUGAUGAACGGUCAUACGUCGUGUGUGCGCCUCCUGUUGGAUGAAUCGGACAACACGGACCUCAUCGAUGCUGUCGACUCUCAGGGACAGACUCCUCUGAUGCUGGCAGUGGCCGGAGGUCAUGUUGAUGCUGUGUCGCUGCUGCUGGAGCGUGAGGCCAGUGUCAACUUGGCUGACAGCCACGGCCUGACUGCGCUGCACCUCGGGCUGCUGUGUGGUCAGGAGGAAUGCAUCCAGUGUUUGAUGGAGCAGGAGGCCUCGGUUCUGCUUGGUGACAGUCGGGGUCGCACGGCCAUCCACCUGGCCGCCGCCCGAGGCCACGCCGCCUGCCUCAGCGAGCUGCUGGGCAUCGCCUGCUCCGAGUCGCCAUCUCUGCCACCUCUGAGGGACCACAGCGGGUACACACCACUGCACUGGGCCUGCUACUACGGCCAUGAAGGUUGUGUUGAGGUUCUGUUGGAGCAGAAAGGCUGUCGCUGCAUCGAUGGGAAUCCCUUCACCCCUCUGCACUGCGCUGUGUUAAAUGGUCACGAGCCGUGUGCGUCGCUGCUGCUGGAGGCCAUGGGAUCAGACAUCGCCGGCUGCAGAGAUGCUAAGGGCAGGACUCCUCUUCAUGCUGCAGCAUUUGCAGGUCAUGUGGACUGCAUCCAGCUGCUCCUUUCCCAUGAUGCACCUGUAGACGCUGUAGACCAAACCGGUCACACUGCACUGAUGAUGGCAGCUGAGAAGGGCCAAGCUGAAGCUCUCGGUCUGACGCCUGCUCUGGCUUGUGCUCCUAGCAGAGAGGUGGCUGACUGUCUGGCUCUCAUUCUGGCUACCAUGAUGCCUUUCUGCUCCCCUUGCAGCUCCGGAGCUCCUUCCCCAGGCUCCCUGCUGAAGCGGCUGCCCCACCAGGGGGGUAAAGGCUCAGGCGCUGCUGCUCGGGGACCACGCAGUCCCAGGAACCCCUCAGGACCUUCCAGCGAAGGAACUACUGAGAAUGACUCGGAGGACUCCGAAACAUUUUGACCUCCUCUGAACAAACUCCGGCCCAAUACCUCAAACCUGAAUGUCCCACAGGACAGGUGUUUCUCCAGGUGGAAGCAGACGUGGAGCUCCAAGGGGUUCAAGGUUUAAACAAAUGAGCAGCUCCAYAAAUGACCUCACAAAUCUUAUUUCUUCCUUAAUUUUGUAGUGGAUUUAAGAGAAUAGCCUCCUCUGAACCCUAACACUCAUGUUGUUUUAGAAAAACUUUGAGUAAAGUCUUCUAGAAAAUAURAACUUAAACUCAUGUUUUUAUCUUUUAAAAAAAUAAAAGAACAGCUUUUACUUUGAAAA